Molecule: messenger RNA, 4874 nt
Organism: Hemibagrus wyckioides
Lineage: Eukaryota; Metazoa; Chordata; Actinopteri; Siluriformes; Bagridae
Gene: rcan3
Product: regulator of calcineurin 3
Exons: 5
Coding region: 181-888 (235 amino acids)
Biological process (GO): calcium-mediated signaling
Cellular component (GO): cytoplasm; nucleus
Molecular function (GO): nucleic acid binding; calcium-dependent protein serine/threonine phosphatase regulator activity
Source: RefSeq, a predicted model, not a curated record
UCAGCAUCCUCUGAAUCUUCUUCGCUCAGGAGAAAAGGGUUUAAAGGCCGGAUCAUUAAAUUCACAUCAUUCUGCCAGGAAAUGGCGACGAGCGCGAGGUGAAGCCGGUAGAGUCUGUGUCCGAACUCCGAGCUGCCGACUUUACUUUAGAUUUGUUUCGUCUACUGGCCAGGCAGGCCGAUGAAGAUGAUGCGUGAUGGACUGAAGUUGUGGAGUAAUGGCUCAGAGGCCCACAGCAGUGACCCUGAGGAAGAUGAGGAUGAGGAGGAGAUGUUAUUUGGGGAGAAUGAUGAAGAGUCAGAGGACAUGAUGGACUUGAGUGACCUGCCCACCUCACUGUUUGCCUGCUCUGUACAUGAGGCUGUGUUUGAGGAGGACAGGCAGCGGGAACGUUUCGAAUCACUGUUUCGGAUCUACGACGAUCAAACAUCCUUCCAGAUGUUUAAGAGUUUCCGGAGAGUGAGGAUCAGCUUCAGUACACCAGAGGCUGCUGCACGCGCUCGCAUCGAGCUACACGAGUCGGAGUUCAACGGUUCCAAACUCAAACUUUAUUUCGCACAGGUGCAGAACUCAGGUGAGGAUGUGGACAAGGCGUAUCUGGCUCCACCCCAACCUGUGAAGCAGUUCCUCAUCUCUCCACCCUCAUCCCCACCUGUGGGGUGGAGCCAAAGCGAAGACGCCACCCCUGUCAUCAAUUAUGACCUUCUGUGUGCAGUGGCCAAACUGGGCCCAGGGGAGAAAUACGAGCUGCACGCAGGUACGGAUUCCACUCCUAGCGUGGUCGUGCACGUGUGCGAGAGCGAGACGGAGGAGGAAGACGAGGCCCGGCCCAAGAUGAAAAUCGUCCAGACACGACGUCCCGACAGCCCUCCGAAAGUCUUCAACUAAACCCGCCUCUCUGCACGUGUCCUCUGUCUAAAUCUGUCUCUCUCUCUCUCAUAUGGAGGCAAAGACACCCUUCAUUUCAGCUCUAAUUUAAAAAAAAAAACCUUAUAAAAUCAGAAAGAAAUUUAGAGGGGAGAGCGUUUGUCGCUCGCGAUGGGAAAGGACGGACCGGGUUAGUCUUGACUGGAAGAACUGACACACAGACACGCCACCGUCUCACAGAAAAGCAAAAGGUAGCAUGGAAAAAAAGGGAGGGGGGUGGUAAGAAACCUCCUGCAAUCAGAGCACUUUUCAUUCACUCAUUCACACACUCCUGUAGUCUCAAAUUAGUGUAGCAUUAGAGGAUCGGUAGAAAUCUAAAUGUAUCUAAAUGUAGAAGUAGCAGCUGAAGUAGUGGUUUCAUAUCAGACUUUAUUUCUAGCAUUCAGUAACUGAUCAUGGAGGAUUAACACACAAGGGAAAGCAACGUUUUUCUUUUUUCUUUUUUGCAUAUCUUGACUUCACAGAUCAGGUGAUGUGUUGGGUUUAUACAGUCCACGUGAUCAGGAUGCGUGUGUGUUAGUGAUGCAUUAAGAUGCAGGCAGAUAGCCAGAAGUUAAUUGAACACACACACACACACACCACGCGGUUGCUGACUUCUGAAAGGGAUAGUUGGAAUUUUUUUUUUUUUUUUUACUUAUAAACUUGGAAAUGUUUGUUUACUAAACUAUAUGUGUGUUGUUGUGAUUAAUAUUGUUCUUACCAUGUAUUUUAUACCACAAGCAUUCUUUGCAUGUUAACAGCUGUAGCUAAACACGGAGCGUUUUAUACCGAACGGCAGAAAUCAAACGAUCCUGAAGUUAGCCUUUGAUACGUAUCCUGCUCCUGCUCAGGAGUCCAGAAGGCUGUAAAUGAGGCUUUACGAUCAGAAAGGUUGUCUGUAUAUCUCUAGGGGUUUUUUUUUUUUUUAGAGCUAGACGUGUCCUGCUGUGAGUUACAGAGGAGGAAACCUUUUACUCGUUUUAAUUUUCAUUUCUUUCAGUCUAUUCUAAGCACUGUGCUUUCCGUCUGUUUCUGCUCAGCUUGCUUGGUGUUUUGUGAAAUCCAAAAUCUCUUUUUUGUCAAAAAAAACAAAAACAAAAAAAUAAACCCUGAACGGAUGAAAGACGUCACAUGGACUACCCUUUAACUUGUAAAAUAAGGUGUCAUGUGAUUAACAUUUUGUGAUGGGAAGAGACAGUCACAUGGAGGGAAAGCAACAUGAAAGUAGGUUUUAGGGGAAAUGUAAUCUUGACCUUAUAGGAUAAAAAAAAACAGGCUUAAAAUCCUGUAAGGUAAUCCUAAAAAGCGUUCAUUUUGUGGUCUUGAGGCACACCGGUUUUAUACUUCGCAGCCAGGUGCACCAGCAGAACGUAAGCUCUUUCAUAGGCUGAUUAAACCUUAAAUCUUAAAACUUUCCACCAAUCCCCCUAAAAGACACAACAUUCGUUAAGCCAGUUCAAACUGGACACUUACCUCUAUUUUGUUUUCUUUGCAGAUGGUUUCUUCAUAGAGAUAGAUGUGAUUUAUGUUCACUGCUUAGGGACAAAUCACGGGGAGAAAAAAAGGUUUCUCUAACGGGGAUUAUUAAAAAGGAAGGGAUUCUAAUACAAUGUGCAAAAUGUCAUCAGACUGAGGCUUUGGCGUGGAAAAUAUCCACUACAAGCAAACCAUUUUAAAAGGUAACCGUUAAAGCGGAACAAAACUGUCUGAAAAGCACAUCCAUAUGUGGAUCAGUGGACUAGGCGUUAGUUAUAUUUCUCUGGUAUGAUAUGUUAGAGGUGAGUACGUUUGCCUCUCACCUCCAGGGAAGGCGAUUCCUGCCUCCACCCCAGGUGACUUUGCAUGCUCUCCAUGUGGUACUCCGUUUCCUCCCCCAGUAUCCAAAGACAUGCUUUGUAGGUGAUCUCUCUUGGCAUCCUGUAGUGUGUGUGUGCAUGAGAUUAUGCCCUGCAAUGGGUCGGAACCCUGUCCAGGGUGUCCCCCUGCCUUGUACCUUGAAUCCCCUGGGGUAGACUCCAGGUUCCCUGAGACUCUGUGUAGGAUAAGCGCUAUAGAAGAUACAUGGAUGGAUGGAUUUUUUUUUACAAAAAUCCUGUUAAAUUUAUAGCAUUAGAGCCCAAACAGCAGAACAGAGCAAGUGCAUACAAAAGAUGCAUAAUAUAAUAUAAUUGAAACAUAAUUUUAUUGUAAGGAAGAAUCCUGGUGAUUAGUUGUGGGAUACCUAACAGGUCUGGUGCAGCUGAAGUUCUCCACGCUGCUAGUGCUUUAAAUGAAGUACUCUCAACAUAUGGUUUAGGAUCGACUUGCGUUCAGCUGGUGUAGCUGUUGAGGAAUUAUUCUUCUUAUUUUUCUUCUUCUUAGGAUUGUUAUAUAGAUCAGUUUGUUUCUUUGCAUGACCUGACAACAUGACUACAUUGUGAAAGCAAAAAAAUCAGCUACAAAGAAAGGAGUAAGAACACAAACACAGAUCAGAAGCUCAUGUAUAUUUUGUACAGUGGUAAGAACAUCUCUAAAUCUCUAAAUGAAGCUUGAUUCCUGGCAGAAACAUGUUGAUUGCUUUGUAUAAUGCUUGUUGUAAGUUGUUCUAAGCAGCGUGGACGUUGUCGCUUUCUAUCAUUCUCUCUGUCACGGUUGUCAUCUUCCUUGCCGUCUAUUGUGUCCUUUUACCAUGUCAUUUACUGCGUCAUUCUUGUUGUCAUUUUAACACGACACUAUGCCUAUUGUCUUCUCGUGCCGUUCUUCCUGCCGCCUCAUUUGCCGUCUAAAUUUACAAGCCUGUAUAAACGUCUUGUCUUGGUUUGACUAGUAACAAAGUGCUUCGCAGUGACAGAUGCUCAUUAAUUUCCUUAUAAACUGGUCUAAGUAUUUUCAAAAAGUCAACCUGACUCAUGUGUAGUACUUGAGUGGUUUUCUUGGAAGAGGGAAAAUGAACAAUUCUUCGUCCAUAGCACUUUAUGCAGUCGUUCUGUUUAUAUAGACCAUAAUGAGUCGGUCAGCAAAGAAGACGAGAGGCAGUAAGACGCAAAUAAGGAGCAGGAUUAAUGUAACAGUCAGAUGAAAGAGCACAUCAAACCAACCAGGUGUACAAGACAACAUUAUGACAGUGACAAAGCAGUGGCCUGAGAGCUCGAACAUAUUUUGUUUCCUGGCUUUUAUUUAUUUUUUAUUCGUAGUUGCCAGGUUCAACAAGAGAAGGAGGAAAAUAAACCCUACGUCAUACCGAUUUAUGUUGAUGUCCUAGAAAAUAAGGGCUGUGGCUACACAGUCAUCUACUCCUUCCCCAGGAAUUCAUGUAUAUUAUAUUUCUAUUAAUGCCCUUGUUUUUUAACCCAGUAAAUGUUUAAAUACCCUGGAGCUUCCACUUGCCCUGUGGCUAGCUAGAAUUCACUUCAAUUCAUUUUAAUUCUAUAGCACUUUUAACAUUUUAUUGUCUCAAAGCAGCUUUAGAAAAUGUAGAAACAUAGAAUAAAAAUGAUAAAGUUUAAAAUUAAGUUACUAGUUGUCUCUAAUAUUUAUGCCUAAUGAGCAAGUCUGAGGCGACGGUGAAAAGGAUAAACUCCCUAAGAUGAUAUGAGGAAGAAACCUUGAGAGGAACCAGACUCAGAAGGGAACCUCCUCUUCUUUUGGGUCACACUGGACAGUAAAUAAUGUAAAUGUAAAUAAAUGUCCACCCCUUUACAUCAGUAUUAUACAAUACAGUCAACAUGUUUCUGGUUUAAAUCUGGCUUUCUCCCAGAAAAGAAUGGGAAAGUUUUCCUGUGAUCCCAAAGCCUUUCGAUAACGAUGAGGAUUCAUACAACUUGUCCUGUUUUUUUUUUGCGAAAGACAAGUUUCAAAUGUUAAAAACGCACAUGAACAAAUCCCACAAUACUCCACGUUGACCAGACGCUCUGCGGGAAGCUGGGGGAGCAUUUCAGCAUAACCACAUGCAAUUUCUAAUGUGUUCUUAUGUAAAAAAAAAAAACAAA